AUGCAAGUUUCUUCAUGCUUGUCUAUGUCAAUCUGUUCAUAUCUAUCUAUUGAUCUAUCUCAAUCUAUCUAUCUAUGUUCAUAUUUAUCUCUCCAUGUAUCUCAACCUGUUCAUAUCUAUCUAUCUAUCUAUCUAUCUAUCUAUCUAUCUAUCUCAGUUGGCUAUCUAUCUAUCUAUCUAUCUAUCUAUCUAUCUAUCUAUCUAUCUAUGUUCGUAUUUAUCACUCCAUUUAUCUCAACCUGUUCAUAUCUAUCUCAGUCUGUUAAUAUCUAUCUUAAACUGUUCAUAUCUAUCUAUCCCAGCCUAUUAAUACCCAUCUAUCUCAAUCUUUCAUAUUUAUCUAUCUCAAUCUGUUCAUAUCUAUCUAUCUAUCUAUCUAUCUAUCUAUCUAUCUAUCUAUCUCAUUCUGUUCAUAUCUAUCUCAUUCUGUUCAUAUCUAUCUCAUUCUGUUCUAUCUAUCUCAUUUGUCUAUCUAUCUAUCUAUCUAUCUAUCUAUCUAUCUCAUUCUGUUCAUAUCUAUCUCAUUUGUUCAUAUCUAUCUAUCUAUCUAUCUAUCUAUCUAUCUAUCUAUCUCAUUCUGUUCAUAUCUAUCUCAUUUGUUCAUAUCUAUCUAUCUAUCUAUCUAUCUAUCUAUCUAUCUAUCUAUCUAUCUAUUUCAUUCUGUUCAUAUCUAUCUAUCUAUCUGUCUAUCUAUCUAUCUAUGUUUGA
This is a messenger RNA of Acanthosepion pharaonis, 708 nucleotides long. NCBI's taxonomy places the organism in Eukaryota, Metazoa, Mollusca, Cephalopoda, Sepiida, Sepiidae. The record is from the annotation of a GenBank genome assembly.